Ricinus communis (castor bean) is the source of this 2614-nucleotide messenger RNA. RefSeq names its product CLP protease regulatory subunit CLPX3, mitochondrial. Gene Ontology annotation, biological process: proteolysis; protein catabolic process; protein folding. Gene Ontology annotation, cellular component: mitochondrial matrix. Lineage: Eukaryota; Viridiplantae; Streptophyta; Magnoliopsida; Malpighiales; Euphorbiaceae. Gene Ontology annotation, molecular function: ATP binding; ATP hydrolysis activity; ATP-dependent protein folding chaperone. The record is from RefSeq and is a predicted model, not a curated record. The coding region runs from base 291 to 2387 and encodes 698 amino acids. The transcript is spliced from 15 exons.
CCAGCUGCAGUAAAAUCGUAAAAGUAAAAAAAAAAACAACAGAAACAUAGCACAAGAUAAGCUAACUGAGCUAAAAAGAAAUAAAAGAAGGAAAGAGAGAGAGAGAGAGUCGCCUCGUUUUCUCUCCAUGUUUACUCCUACAAACGCUCUCCUGCAACUCCACCUUCUUUUUCUCUUCUUCUUAUAUUAACCUCUCCAAUCCAGACAGAUCUCAAUUCUCAAUAAUUUAUUUUUAUUUAUUUUUUUUCCUUUUUUACUUGUCUGCUUUGUUUGUUCUGUUCAUAAUAACAAUGAGGAGAUGGAAGAGGGUGAAGGAAAUUCCCAAAUUACUGUCCUAUCCAGAUCAUUUAUCGAACCGUGAUCUCCACCGUUGGAUGCCAGUAUCAACAAUCUCAACUUAUUUUAACUAUCUUAACAUCGGAUGCAACCGUCGUAGAGAAUCACUCAUCGGAUUGCAAGAACGGUACAAAUGGGACGGCAACGGCGACGGCAAUAACAAUAAUUCCGAUGUACGCAAAAUUAGAGCGGAAUCUAAUUGCCCUCGCUGUUCCAAACACAUGGAUCUCCUUUUCUCUAAUCGCCACUUCCCCUCUCCUUCUUCUAAUAAUAACCCCAAUCUCGAUUCAACUUCCAAUAACAAUAACUGUAACACUAAUAAUACUUAUCAGGCGGUUAAUUUUUGCCCGAGUUGUAAAACUGCUUAUUACUUUCGUCCCUACAAGAUUACUCCGCUACAGGGUAGUUUUAUUGAAAUUGGGAGAGUUGGUAAUAAUAGUCCUAAUAAUAAAUCUAGGAAUAGAAUUGGCUCCUUGACCAAACAACAUCCCAGCACUGAAGAUUUGGAAGAGGGUUUUGAUAGUAAUGCGAUUAGUGGCAGACUUAGGGCUUCGUUUUGGAAUACUCUUAGGUCGUAUGCAGGUGAUCCCCCGGAGAAUUGGCCGCCACCGCCUCUGAAUGGGAAUGGAUUGGCAGUGCAUACGCCACCUGGACCGCCAUUUGCGCCUGGGGUUAAUGUGAUUAGGGCUAAUGGACCAGGUGGAGGUGGUGGAGGAGAAGGAGGAGGAGAAAAGAGUGGCGGCGGCGGCGGCGGCGGAUGGGGUGGCUCUAAUUUAGGGAAGGAUUUGCCUACGCCAAAGGAGAUUUGCAGAGGUCUUGAUAAGUUUGUUAUUGGUCAAGACAGAGCUAAAAAGGUUCUCUCUGUGGCUGUCUACAACCACUAUAAGAGGAUUUACCAUGCCUCUUUGAAGAAAGGGCCAGGAGAGGAAUCAGGAAGUUCUGAUGCAGUAGAUGAUGACGAUAAUGUAGAGCUAGAAAAAAGCAAUGUGCUCUUGAUGGGCCCAACUGGUUCGGGGAAGACGUUACUGGCAAAAACUUUAGCACGUUUCGUUAAUGUGCCGUUUGUGAUUGCUGAUGCGACAGCCCUAACUCAGGCUGGUUAUGUUGGCGAAGACGUUGAAUCAAUACUGUAUAAAUUACUCUCGGUGGCUGAGUUUAAUGUGCAAGCAGCUCAACAAGGAAUCGUAUACAUUGAUGAAGUUGAUAAGAUAACAAAGAAGGCUGAGAGCUUAAACAUUAGCAGAGAUGUUUCAGGCGAAGGUGUCCAACAAGCACUGUUGAAAAUGCUGGAAGGAACGAUAGUGAAUGUUCCUGAGAAGGGGGCAAGGAAGCAUCCUCGGGGUGAUAACAUACAGAUAGAUACAAAGGAUAUCCUCUUUAUAUGCGGUGGAGCAUUUGUGGAUCUUGAGAAGACGAUUUCAGAGAGACGGCAAGAUUCAUCAAUAGGAUUUGGAGCACCUGUUCGUGCUAACAUGAGAGCAGGUGGAGUGACCAAUGCUGCAGUCACAUCAUCUUUGCUUGAAUCUGUUGAAAGUGCUGACUUAAUAGCAUAUGGCCUCAUACCGGAGUUUAUAGGGCGUUUUCCUAUUCUAGUUAGUUUAUCAGCUCUUACUGAGGACCAACUUGUGCGGGUCCUUACAGAACCAAAAAAUGCUCUUGGCAAGCAGUACAAGAAACUAUUUAGCAUGAAUAAGGUGAAGCUACACUUUACAGAAAAAGCACUUAGAUUGAUUGCCAAAAAGGCUAUGGCUAAGAAUACUGGCGCCAGGGGUUUGAGAGCCAUACUGGAGAGUACACUGACUGAAGCCAUGUAUGAGAUUCCUGAUGUGAAAACGGGAAGUGAUAGAGUAGAUGCUGUUAUAGUUGACGAGGAGUCUAUAGGUUCGGUAAAUGCUUCAGGACAUGGUGGGAAAAUUCUUCGGGGGGAUGGUGCGUUGGAGAGUUACCUUGCAGAAUAUAAGCUCAAGGAAUCAGCGGAAAAUGUUGAGGCUGGUGACACGGAGUUGCAAGACGGUGAACCAGAAGUAUCAUCCAGAGCCAUGAGCAUGUAACAAUAUCACACAGUAGUCAGUCAUUGAUAGUGGUUAUAAAUUGUUCCUGUUAUUUGUAAAAGUUACAUUUCAUAAUUGAAUGUAAUUAUGUCCUUAUAGCGUAGCUUCUGUUAGAAAAGUUCUACAGUUGGCAGGAAAGGAAAAGGAUAAGGCAGCAGUACAUUGUACAAAACUUUUGUUCAGUUAAAUUGAAGAUAAUAAUAAUAAUAAUAUCAGCACAUUUUCAA